Molecule: messenger RNA, 1755 nt
Organism: Abrus precatorius (Indian licorice)
Lineage: Eukaryota; Viridiplantae; Streptophyta; Magnoliopsida; Fabales; Fabaceae
Product: laccase-2
Exons: 6
Coding region: 1-1755 (584 amino acids)
Biological process (GO): lignin catabolic process
Cellular component (GO): apoplast
Molecular function (GO): hydroquinone:oxygen oxidoreductase activity; copper ion binding
Source: RefSeq, a predicted model, not a curated record
AUGAUUGCAACUAUUCCUUCAUCAUCAGCAUUUUUUGUGGCAUUCCUCUUUGCUACCAGCUUCCUCUCGACCUUUCCUGAAGUUGUUCUGGCUACUUCAAAGCAAGGAAGUGUCACAAGGCACUAUAAGUUUGAUAUAAGGCUGAAAAACUUUACAAGACUAUGUCACACUAAAAGCGUAGUCACUGUUAAUGGAAAAUUCCCUGGGCCUAGAGUUGUUGCAAGAGAAGGUGAUAGAAUAGUAGUUAAGGUGGUUAAUCAUGUUCCAAAUAAUGUCAGCAUACACUGGCAUGGAGUGAGACAACUUCGAAGUGGUUGGUCAGAUGGUCCAUCUUACAUAACUCAAUGCCCCAUUCAAACUGGCCAGAGUUAUGUGUACAACUUCACCAUUGUUGGGCAAAGAGGGACUCUCUUUUGGCAUGCCCACAUUUCAUGGUUAAGAGCCACUUUAUAUGGACCUCUUAUCCUCCUCCCUAGGCGCAACGAAUCUUACCCAUUUCAGAAACCCUACAAGGAAGUCCCCAUCCUCUUUGGUGAGUGGUGGAAUGUGGAUCCAGAAGCUGUCAUUGCACAAGCCCUUCAGACAGGUGCUGGCCCAAAUGUCUCUGAUGCCUACACAAUCAACGGACUUCCUGGACCCCUCUACAAUUGCUCCAAUAACGAGACAGACACAUUCAGGUUAAGGGUGAAACCAGGGAAGACAUAUCUUCUUCGUUUGAUCAACGCUGCACUCAACGAUGAACUUUUUUUCAGCAUUGCAAACCACACCCUGGUAACCGUUGAAGCUGAUGCAUCUUACGUUAAACCAUUUGAAUCUGAGAUCAUACUCAUUGGGCCAGGACAAACCUCAAAUGUUCUAUUAAAGACAAAACCACAAUACCCAAAUGCCACUUUCUUCAUGCUAGCAAGACCAUAUUUCACUGGGAUGGGAACCUUUGACAAUUCCACAGUUGCUGGCAUUCUAGAGUACAAGAAACCACUUGCUUUAAAAAACGUUACCCCUUUGAAACCCUCACUUCCAGCCAUCAAUGACACUUCCUUUGUUGCCAACUUCAGUAGCAAAUUUCGAAGUUUGAAUAGUGCCAAGUACCGUGCCAACGUGCCUCAAACUAUUGACAAGAGUUUUUUCUUCACGGUUGGACUUGGAACAAGUCCAUGCCCAAAAAAUCAAACCUGCCAAGGACCAAACAAUAGUUCAAAGUUUGCUGCUUCCAUAAACAACAUAUCUUUUGCUCUACCUUCUGUGGCACUUCUUCAACAACAUUUCUUAGGGCAAGCUAAUAAUGGUAUUUACACCACUGAUUUCCCAGUUGUUCCAUUGAUGCCAUUUAACUAUACAGGGACCCCACCAAACAACACAAGGGUCACCAAUGGAACCAAAACAGUGGUGAUUCCGUUUAACACUAGAGUGCAAGUGGUGCUCCAAGACACAAGCAUUUUGGGAGCUGAGAGCCACCCCUUGCACCUUCAUGGAUUUAAUUUCUAUGUUGUGGGUCAAGGUUUUGGAAACUUCAAUCCUAACACUGACCCUCCAAAAUUCAAUCUUGUUGACCCCGUUGAAAGGAACACUGUUGGUGUGCCCUCUGGUGGUUGGGUUGCAAUUCGAUUCCUUGCUGACAACCCAGGUGUUUGGUUGAUGCACUGCCACUUUGAUGUGCACCUUAGCUGGGGGUUGAGGAUGGCUUGGAUUGUUGAGGAUGGGAAGCUCCCUAAUCAAAAGUUGCCUCCUCCACCAGCUGAUCUCCCUAAAUGUUGA